AUGACCCAUAUCGGCACUGCAACUGCUAUCCUCAGUAUCGACAGUGUAACAUUCCUCACGGAUCCGUUCUUCUCGCCUGCCGGCACAGAAUGGGACGUGGGAGUCGCUGUACUCAAGAACAAAGACACCCCAGCGAUGGGCCUGGAAAAUCUCCCGCCUAUUGAUGCAAUUCUGCUGAGUCACGAAGACCACCCGGACAACCUGGACGAACUUGGCCGCCGUCUUCUCGAUGGCCGUCACGUCCUGACUACGGUCAACGGAGCUAAAAGCCUUGCACCUCGUCCGGGAGUCCGAGGUCUUAAGCCCUGGGAAACAGUCCCGCUUGUCCUCGGCGGAAAGAAGUUUCAAGUCACCGGUACCCCAUGCCAGCAUCUUCCUGGAGGGGAGUGUACGGGGUUUAUUCUGGAAGCGGAGGAAUUUGGUCUGAGUCCCGAUGGACGCCCUAAUGCGAUCUAUUUCUCUGGUGAUACGGUCUAUAUUGAGGAGUUGAGCAAGAUUCCAGAGAAGUGGCAUGUCGUUGUGGCGAUCAUGAAUUUUGGAAGUGCCCACGCCCCUCUUCCCAGUGGGUCGUUGCAGAUCACUAUGGAUGGGAAGCAGGGUGCCAACCUCUUUCGCCAGCUCAAAGCAGAUGUUUUGAUUCCGAUGCACUUUGAAUCGUGGGGUCAUUUUACGCAGCUGGGACCCGCGCUGAAACCAGUGUUGGACGGAGAAGGUGUGGGUGACAAGGUGUGCUGGCUUACUCCAGGGGAGUCCAAGAAAGUUCUCUGA
Molecule: messenger RNA, 768 nt
Organism: Aspergillus tanneri
Lineage: Eukaryota; Fungi; Ascomycota; Eurotiomycetes; Eurotiales; Aspergillaceae
Product: MBL fold metallo-hydrolase
Exons: 1
Coding region: 1-768 (255 amino acids)
Source: RefSeq, a predicted model, not a curated record